Suillus subalutaceus is the source of this 1474-nucleotide messenger RNA. RefSeq lists its product as uncharacterized. The annotation marks the transcript as partial. The record is from RefSeq and is a predicted model, not a curated record. NCBI's taxonomy places the organism in Eukaryota, Fungi, Basidiomycota, Agaricomycetes, Boletales, Suillaceae. The transcript has 4 exons.
GUGACUUUGUCGGGCUGCUCGCUAUGGUCCACGACGAUGAAAGGCGUCGAGUACUCAGAGCUCGUUAACUGGGAUGGUCCUCUACCAUCCAGUUCUUAUCAUCCUCAGUUACCCAAAGACGCACCUUCGACAUCAUUCUUUAACUCUACGAUGAGCAGCUUGAUUCCUACCCCUGCAUCAUAUUCUUCUAGUACACCGUCACAAGACGCUAAUGAUUCUGAAGAAGAUUCGGACUGCUAUAUAAUCGAUGCGCCAUCUUCAGCAGACGGUUUAUUUGACGAAAACUAUGGUUCUACGCGUACUUCAAUAAAGCAUUCAUCAUCGAUUGAAUUCGAAAGACUUUCAGUCUCCCACAUGCCUAAACUCUUUCCGCCAUCUAAUCUCGACACGCUAUUUCCAUUCCAGCAUACUCGCGACGCCUCGGCUGCCGAUGAACUUUUGACACAACCAGAAUCAUAUCAUUCUUCCUCACAGCAUAGCACCCGGAGCGUGCCAAGUUCAUUCUAUGCCGCGGAGUCCGGCUUAUUCGACAUGUCUAUACCCCCUCUCUUAACUCAUAACGACGUGAUUGAGUUGACUGACGACGAAGACGAUCCCGGACAUGAUGGUAUCAAGAGUGUUAGCGAUCCUAACAAUGAAGACGAGGAGAUGGCUGUUGAUGAUAUGCUUACUGAACCUUUUUCCGUGCGCGAUUCGUCUCCAGAUGGUGCCCGUUCUUCAAGAUCGUCCUCACCCGAAAUAGGCGACUCUCUAUUUACACCCCCUCCAUCUUCCCGUAAGCCUCGCAGACGCGUCGUCCUCGACUGUGUAUCUGUGCCACCCCUUCCCAAAGGCAUCGCCAAAGCCGAUUACAAGGCAUCGAACGCGUCCAGCAGCGUGCCUCAGCAGGGUGUAGAGCACCCGUCAGUUAGCCACGCCCUGACCGCUGCAUUCGCUCAAAAUGACCGGUCGCCAUCACCCUCUCUCAGUCUUAUGCAAAGGGGGCAUGACCGUGAACGCCCGCCCCCAGCUCCUGCACGUCAUAAAAGGAAGCACAAGCCUCGUUCCCGGAAGUUCGGAGAAGACGUUUCUACGGUACCAACCCAGAUCCUGGACGCCCAUUAUCCUGCUCUCGAGCUUGACAUCCACGAGCUGCCAAAUUUUCUACCACAUCACGACAUUGUCCUGCAGUCGAAUGCCUAUUACAUCCACGUCAAACGCAUUAAGCGCCUUUACGCACAACUGCACAAAGGUUUGCCGGAGAUGAUUGCGGAGAUGAAAAGUCUUGCAGUACCAGACGAUGAGAAAGAUGAGAAAGAAGACGGACCCGUCUUUCCUCGCAUUCUCGCACCACUGUUUGAGGAGAGGCCGGAUAUCGAAGCGGCUCUCACACCAUACUUUGGACGCGCGCCUCCCAAAGGUUCCUCUCGCAAAGGUAACAUUAAGAGUAAUUUAGAGCCACAAAACGUUCCGUCUUCAUCCAAGCUUAAAUUGG